Auanema sp. JU1783 is the source of this 714-nucleotide messenger RNA. The record is from the annotation of a GenBank genome assembly. Lineage: Eukaryota; Metazoa; Nematoda; Chromadorea; Rhabditida; Rhabditidae.
AUGCGUCGUGUUACUAAUUCUCAUCGUCGUCGUCCAUCCGAUGUGGCAUCGGAUUUAAUUCGAACCCUUUUUGGUCGUCUUACGAAAAAGCAAACUCCAAAUGGAUUUAGAAGUCUCUCCACUGGUGAUCUGGCUGAUAGCACUGUAGUUCCAGUAGGCUCAGAACAUUCCGAUUACAUGGAAAUGCAAUUCAAUCCUACUCCAACAACCAGCAAGCUUGAUCCCAAUUUUGAUGAUGCUGAUCGCGUUCCAAUGAGAUUCAGCAAGGAUGCUCCACCUAAGCUCUUGAAUCAAGCUAGAGCGUCGUCAAGAAAACUUAUGUGCAGUGGAAGUGAUGAGGAUUUGAGACAAUAUCAUGUUUCUGAUCUUCAUGAUUCACAGAAAUGGUUCUACCGUAACGUUGAUAGCAGAAAAGCUGAACGUCUUCUUAUGGAUGCAGGAUUCCAAGAAGGAUCUUUUCUGAUUUAUUGCGUUGGCGAACUUUACCAAAUUUGCGUAUUACAUAAUGGCAAAUUCGUACAUCUCCGCAUUCUUUACCGAAUAAAGAACGGAAUCCCACGCUGGAAUUUGGAAAUCAAUCAGAGCUUCAAAAAUCUUCUUGAAAUGGUCAACUAUUACCGUAGUCAUAAGGGAUUUGUCUUGCCCACUAUGCUGAAGCACGGUGUGGCUCGGCCUGUAAAAAUACCAACAUCAUCCCAUCGGACGCGGGCUUAA